GUGACAUUUUCUCUGGUUAAAUAGUAAAAUGCAUGCAUGUUUGUAGUUACAGCAAUAGUGAGCAGCCAGGUCUGGCUCAUUGGCUGAAUACAACGUGCCAGCAGAUCAGAGCCUUGCACUCUGCUCAUAAGAGAGCCAAGCCAACAAAUGCUGGUGAGACAGAGACUGUGGAGGACUCUCCUCCUCCUGAGAGUUUCAGGCUGGACCACACACCAGUCACCCCUUAUUCAAGCUCCAUAAGGGAGAUGCUGAUGACAUUUGGGACCGCAACUUAUAAAGUUGGCCUUAAGGUGCACCCUAAUGAGCAGGACCCCCGUGUGCCUAUCAUGUGCUGGGGCAGCUGUUCUUGCACCAUCCAGUCUAUAGGUCAGUCUGCACCCAUUUCUUACGGACUAAGAAUUCAUGUAUAAGAUUUACAAUAUUCACUAACGUGUGUUAAGGGGUAGUUAGUAAAAAUGUUUUGCUUUUUGGUAAAGAACAUUAUGAUAUGCAUUUGUUGUUUUUCUGUGCUUGUACAGUGAGGGAAAAAAGUAUUUGAUCCCCUGCUAAUUUUGUACGUUUGCCCACUGACAAAGAAAUGAUCCGUCUAUAACUUUAAUGGUAGAUUUAUUUGAACAGUGAGAGACAGAAUAACAACAAGAAAAUCCAGAAAAACGCAUGUCAAAAAUUUUAUAAAUUGAUUUGCAUUUUAAUGAGGGAAAUAAGUAUUUGACCCCUCUGCAAAACAUGACUUAGUACUUGGUGGCAAAACCCUUGUUGGCAAUCACAGAGGUCAGACGUUUCUUGUAGUUGGCCACCAGGUUUGCACACAUCUCAGGAGG
Messenger RNA from Ictalurus punctatus (channel catfish), 821 nucleotides. RefSeq names its product E3 ubiquitin-protein ligase UBR2-like. The transcript is spliced from 3 exons. NCBI's taxonomy places the organism in Eukaryota, Metazoa, Chordata, Actinopteri, Siluriformes, Ictaluridae. The record is from RefSeq and is a predicted model, not a curated record. The coding region runs from base 33 to 410 and encodes 125 amino acids.